AUGACCCGUGCUAUCGGCAAGGAUUAUAUGGCAACUAGCAAGGAUCCCAAGAAAAGAGCCCCGCCGGCCGACAUCCCCGCCGACACCCCUGCCGUCCGGUGCAUCAAGGAGGCCCCUGAAGUCAUCAGCACGCACGCCAACCUAGCUCUCCUCCGCGUGCCGCUCCUGGGCGCCCUGGAUCUCGUCACCAAUCACCGACACCAUGACUACUUCGUCUACCAAUCCCCGGGCGCCUCCUCAUUCAACCGCCUCCCGCACCCGCACCCCAAGGGCGCCGUCUUCCAGGACAACGAGGUCGCUAUCUUCCGCUGCUCUGGCACCUCCCACUACGUCAUAGCUGGCCUCAGGAACACCGUCCGCACCAGCAAGUUCAGGCUCCAGCGCUACGACUCCGACACCGGCAGCUGGACCUCCACCCUGCUUUCCGUCCACGCGCCGGUGAGGGACGAGGUGCUACCAAUCCCCCUCACGGCCACCGAGCUGCUCUUCCACGAGACCACCAAGGUCAUCACGCUCGGAGGCCCAAGGGUUACCAUUGGCUGGGUCGAUCUCUGGAGAGGCAUCCUGCACUGCGACGUGCUCGAUGAGGAACCCGUGCUCCGUGAUGUGCCGCUGCCCAAGCCGUCAAGAGCCAAUAGGCGCUCCUUCUGCAGAGGAGGACCGCACCGUUACAGGGAGAUCGUUGUCGUCACACUACCAGGUUUCUUCAAAAAAGUACAUGAGAUGGAAACUAGACCUGGGAAGGAUAUGCCGCCAUCCCGGCAGUCGGUGGACACCUCCGAUGACUCCGGCUCUGAUGAUGGUGCUGAGUGUGAUUUGUACGUCGCCCCAUACUGGAAUGCCACCAUCUGGACCAUGCCAGUUCCAGUUACGUCAUGGAAGGAUUGGCACAAGGACAAGGAUUGCAAGCUUGAUGUUUUAGGCUAG
Molecule: messenger RNA, 927 nt
Organism: Setaria italica (foxtail millet)
Lineage: Eukaryota; Viridiplantae; Streptophyta; Magnoliopsida; Poales; Poaceae
Exons: 3
Coding region: 1-927 (308 amino acids)
Source: RefSeq, a predicted model, not a curated record